AUGGCGGGGAGCCGGCGCGCGGCGAUCCCGCCGAGUCGGGCGGAGGCGCUGCGGCCCGUCUUCGACUCGCUGUGCGCGUGGCUCAACUUCAGCGACGAGACGAAGCACCAGGUGCGGCCGGGCAUCCUGCACGGCGACCACGUCGCGCCGUGCUUCCGCGAGUUCCGGCGGGACUACCUCGAGCCGGCGGCGGCGGCAGCAGCGGGCAGCGGCGCGGCCCCGGCGCUCGCGCACGUGCGCUGCGAGGAGCUCGAGCGCUUCUGCCGCGAGACCGGCGCGUUCGGGCUGCCGGCGUACGCGGCGGCGCGGCGCCCGCCCAAGCACGGCUGGACCGCGGUCGAGCACGCGGCGCGCUUCGUGGUGCGCGUGCUGCGGCGCAGCUGGGAGGAGGGCGGCGAGUGGACGCACGGGCGCUUCGGGCCUCCCGCCGCCGCCGACGACGACGACCCCGACCUCGCCGCUGAGUCCGACUUCGUCCAGGUCUGGGCCGUGCUGCGCUAUCGCCAGGCCGAGUGGGAGGCGGCCAACCUCGAGCACUGGGACGUCGAGCGGCUGUACAGGACCUUUGCGGACGUGCUGCCGAGGGCGGCGUAA
Molecule: messenger RNA, 594 nt
Organism: Durotheca rogersii
Lineage: Eukaryota; Fungi; Ascomycota; Sordariomycetes; Xylariales; Xylariaceae
Exons: 1
Coding region: 1-594 (197 amino acids)
Source: RefSeq, a predicted model, not a curated record